AUGUGCAGAGAUUUUGAAAAGGUGAUGAAAAGUGAGUUUGAAAUGAGUGCAAUGGGGGAAUUAAGUUUCUUCUUGGGGUUGCAAGUUGUUCAGAAAAAGGAUGGCAUUUUUAUCCAUCAGACUAAGUAUGUGAAUGAUAUCUUAGAAAGGUUCAAGAUGACUGAUGCAAAAUCAAUUGCUAUUCCUAUACCGGUCAAUCAUCAACUUGGAGCUGUUGUAGAUAGUGAUGAGCUUGCUGAUCCACGAGCAUCACACCUAUCAGCGGUGAAGCGUAUCUUUCGAUACCUCAAAGGACGACCAAAACUGGGAAUUUGGUAUCCUUCGAAGGGUGAUUUGGAUUUUGUAGCUUAUUCUGAUGCUGACUAUGGAGGCUGUAAUCUGAUGAGAAAGUCUACUUCUGGAGGUUGUCAAUUUUUAAGAGGAAGGAUCGUUCUCUGGAUUCAACAGCAGUUGCGGGACUAUGGUUUGAAUUUCACUAACACUCCUAUUAUGGUUGAUAAUGAAUCCACAAUCUCCAUCACUAACACUCCUAUUGAAAUCAAACACCAUUUUAUUCGUGAUUGUGCUGAAAAACGUUUGAUUCAUAUGGUUAAAGUUCAGUCUGAUUACAACUAUGCUGAUCUUUUCACUAAGGCUUUUGACAGAUCACGUUUUGACUUUUUGCUUCAAGCAAACGGAAUGAGGAAUCCCGAGUAA
Molecule: messenger RNA, 696 nt
Organism: Erigeron canadensis
Lineage: Eukaryota; Viridiplantae; Streptophyta; Magnoliopsida; Asterales; Asteraceae
Exons: 3
Coding region: 1-696 (231 amino acids)
Source: RefSeq, a predicted model, not a curated record